Molecule: messenger RNA, 1280 nt
Organism: Brassica napus (rape)
Lineage: Eukaryota; Viridiplantae; Streptophyta; Magnoliopsida; Brassicales; Brassicaceae
Product: stigma-specific STIG1-like protein 2
Exons: 1
Coding region: 438-923 (161 amino acids)
Source: RefSeq, a predicted model, not a curated record
AACUCGUUUUUAUUUCAAACACCACGCAAGUUUUUACUCCAAGUAAUCGCAUUUUAAUUUCUUUUAUAAACGCCUAUAUGUACCUCAACGUAAGCAAAUAAGCAUGUGCAUAUACAUGCCCAUAAAAUGGUAUUCAACUGAAAUGAGAGUUAAAGAAUGAUACGCCCCUCUCCCCGAUAAAAAAUAGAUCGCUUGAAACCUUUCUUUGCCUUUUUAACCACAUUUCACGCGUCAACUCGUCUCGAUCACAACUAUAAACACUAAGUCCACCCUCUCCUCAAUUUCUCACAAAACAAUUUCGCUCUCUUCCUCUUCACAUUCACAUAAACAACAAAAGAAGAAGACAAAGAAAGAGACAAAGAAGAAACGAAGAACUAUAUCUCUCUAUCUCUUGAGCUCUAACUAACUCACAAAACACACUCAUACAUCAAGAGAAAAUGGCUCAAUUCAUGAAGAUAUUCGUGGCAAUAGCAUUCACAAUCGCAAUCACGGUCGGCGUCAUUAGUACCACGACCACGACCGCAACAUUUUCACUCCAAGACCCUGUUAAGGAUCUUACACCGCCAGGCGCGGUAAAGAUCAGACCGAGUCGCUUCUUGGCCCAAAAGGUCAACGAGGGCCAAGGACCUAAAGCCCGAAACCCUAAUGCAGCUGACCAUUGCCACAAGGAGCCAGAGAUCUGCAGCAGCAGCUAUUACAGCACCGGAGCAAACUCUACAAUGGCUUGUUGCAACAACAAGUGUAUGGAUCUAUCAGCCGACGACAAAAACUGCGGGGCAUGUAAGAACAAAUGCAAAUUCGGGCAAACGUGCUGUCGCGGUCAGUGCGUUUACGUGGCUUACGAUAAGCGCCAUUGCGGUGAGUGUAACCAUAGAUGCAAUCUUGGCGAGCUCUGCGUCUACGGUCUCUGUAACUACGCGUGAUGAAUCAAUCAUUCAUUACCGUAAGAAAAAAAAAACAAAUUUAAGUAAAAUAUAGGGAUGAUUUAUUUACUUGGACGCUAAUUAAAGAAAAGGUCGUUCCAAUUAAUUAUUUACUUCAUAAUUGAUUAAGUGUUGUGUUGUGUGUAUUUUUGGAUUCCCAUAAUGUUUUGAGGGGUAUAUAAAAAAGAGAUAACUUUUUCUACUUUUAAUGUCUUCGAAUAAAAUGGAACAUCUCGUUUCCACUCCUAUUGCUGUUUUUAGUAAGUUUAUAUAAGAGUGUGUAUUAUAUUAUAUACACUCGUAAAUCAUCAAUAAUGUUGUUAUACUUAUACAUAAAAUAAAAUCUCUUUCCUCUCA